This is a messenger RNA of Zeugodacus cucurbitae (melon fly), 2258 nucleotides long. RefSeq names its product mitochondrial intermediate peptidase. Bases 44 to 2161 code for a protein of 705 amino acids. The record is from RefSeq and is a predicted model, not a curated record. Gene Ontology annotation, biological process: peptide metabolic process. Gene Ontology annotation, molecular function: metalloendopeptidase activity. Gene Ontology annotation, cellular component: mitochondrion. Lineage: Eukaryota; Metazoa; Arthropoda; Insecta; Diptera; Tephritidae. The transcript has 6 exons.
GUGACACUUUAUUGUUUUCAUUUUUAAUAUCAAAAAGAUAAAAAUGCUGAAGACAGGUAGAAACAAAUCACUGAAGUACUUGAUUAACAAAUUAUCCCGAAAUGUCUCUACUUGGUCCACACCUUUGGGAACUGCAUUUAAUUCGCCUCCAUAUAAUAAAAUAAACUUUACACGAAAUGAAUCGGGUCUAUUUCGGUUGUCGGAAUUACGUUCUUUUGAAGGUUUCUAUCUUUUGCGGGACAAUGUAGCAAAUAAAACAGAAGAGCUAAUAGCUGAAGCUACCUCAGCAAAUCGCGAGAGGAAAAUGGUUGAAAUCUUUGAUGAACUGUCCGAUUCUCUUUGCAAAGUUGCCGAUCUAGCAGAAUUUAUUCGCAUUGCGCAUCCAAAGAACAAAUACUGUCAAGCCGCUGAGGAUGCCUGUAUUUCUAUAAGUGGAAUUGUGGAAAAUUUGAAUACGCACAAACCUUUGUAUACAGCAUUACGCAACGUUGUUGAUAAUGGCGAUAUUCUGCCCACGAGCGAUGUGGAUAAACACGUAUCCAAACUAUUCCUCUUUGAUUUUGAACAAUCGGGCAUUCACUUGGCAGAAGCAGAGAGGCAAAAAGUAGUUCGUCUUAACGAAUACAUUUUACAAUUGGGGCAAAAAUUCAUGGCCGGUGCGGUACAGCCCUCUAGUAUUCGGCGUACUGAUGUCCCAUCAUCUGUUCGCAAUUACUUUCCUUCGGAAGGAGACAGCGUACUCGUUUCUGGUUUGUACACAAACUCAUCAUCUGCUGAAGCACGUGAAACUGCUUACCGUCUAUUCUUGCAGCCAUCUGAGCAACAGAACCAACUGCUUACAGAUUUACUAUUGUGUCGUCAUGAACUUGCUCGUACAUGUGGCUUCGAAACGCACGCGCAUCGUGCACUGAAUGCAAGCACCGUCGAACAUCCAAAAAUGGUUCAAGAGUUUCUUGAUGAAUUGUCAAAUGGUCUUUCUCCUCGUGCGGAUGCGGAUUUCAGAAUCAUGGAGAAAAUGAAGCGACAAGAUAGCGGAAUAGAUACAGCCCGCCUUGCUGCUUGGGACCCUCCUUAUUUCACUUCUCUGAUGGAGAGAAAAUCAUUAAAAGCGAAUACUAGUGAGUUCUUGCCAUAUUUCAGUCUAGGAGGCUGUAUGGAAGGACUUGAUAACAUAAUGCGUUCAUUGUAUGGAAUAUCUUUGAAAAAUACGGAAAUGGAGCCGGGAGAAAGUUGGAAUAACGAUAUUUAUAAAAUAUCAGUUAUUCACGAGACAGAAGGUUUACUUGGAUAUAUUUAUUGUGAUUUUUUCGAACGCAAUGGUAAACCCAAUCAAGACUGUCACUUCACAAUACAAGGAGGGAAAAAUCUACCCGACGGCGAUUAUCAAUUGCCCAUUGUGGUUGUAAUGUUAAAUUUAUCUCAACCCCAUUGGACUGGACCUGUGCUUCUAUCACCAUCGCGGAUCGACAAUCUGUUUCAUGAAAUGGGACAUGCAAUGCAUUCAAUGCUUGCUCGAACGAAGUAUCAGCAUGUAACCGGUACACGUUGUAGUACAGAUUUUGCGGAGGUUCCGUCUGUAUUAAUGGAAUAUUUCGCGAACGAUCCACGAGUUCUACGCACGUUUGCACGCCAUUUCCAAACGCAAGAGCCCAUUUCGGAAGAUAUGCUGCAACGAUUAUGCGCCUCAAAGAAGCUUUUUUCAGCUAGCGAAACACAACUGCAGGUUUUCUAUUCUGUACUUGAUCAAGUAUACCAUAGUAGACCAGUAUCGAACAAUAGCAGCACGACGGAAACGUUGAUAGAUGUGCAAAGGCAAUAUUAUGGAUUACCAUAUGUAGAAAACACAGCUUGGCAACUUCGGUUUUCGCAUUUGGUUGGUUACGGGGCAAAGUACUAUUCUUAUUUGAUAUCGAAAACUAUAGCUUCGUGGAUAUGGCAAAACUAUUUUGAAAGUAAUCCAUUCAAUCGUGAGUCAGGUGAGAAGUAUCGUCGUGAAAUAUUGGCACAUGGUGGAGGUGUACCUUCUAAGCAACUGGUUGCAAAUUUUUUGAAGAAAGAUAUGACUCCGCAAAUCUUAGCACAAAGUUUACUAAACGAAAUCGAUAUGAAUAAUGAUAUUGUCCAGGAUAUAAGUAACAGUGUACUUAAUGCAGAAACGUGACUUCACAAUAAUAGCUGAUAUUGUUCUUUUUCUCAUAUGUAUAUUUAAAUGUACAUAAUAAACAAUUUUAUCUAAUUUGACCUAUUUAUUAAUGAAA